Mya arenaria is the source of this 3722-nucleotide messenger RNA. Its product is annotated as stabilizer of axonemal microtubules 2-like. Gene Ontology annotation, cellular component: axonemal microtubule; sperm flagellum; centriole. Lineage: Eukaryota; Metazoa; Mollusca; Bivalvia; Myida; Myidae. The coding region runs from base 157 to 1554 and encodes 465 amino acids. Gene Ontology annotation, biological process: microtubule anchoring. The transcript has 6 exons. Gene Ontology annotation, molecular function: microtubule binding. The record is from RefSeq and is a predicted model, not a curated record.
CCGGUCUCCAUCUUGGGGUCAACACCAACAACUGCUUGACAACGCAUGUUUUCUCUCGAUAAACUUUCAAUUUUGAUGAUUAAAACUUAUCAACAUCGAACUUGAAAUUUUCAAACACAAUUUCCUUAUCGUUUCUCAAUCAAUUAAACAAUAAACAUGACGAAGCGCUGUAUUUGUCAAAUUUGUACCUGCGGGCGCCACAAAUGUCCCCACAACCCAACAAAUCACCUGUCACAAGGGGAUGGACCUUGCCGCCUUACUGAGUAUACUAAUGUAUACAAGGCACACCCACUUGGGGCUCGGGAGAACUUCAAACCAAACCAACAGCCUAUGCAUGGUGGGGAGUUUAUGGAUAAAACUACACAACGGACGGACUACAAACCGCACCCACUGGAGCGUCCUUUCGUACACAAGCAUGAGGACUAUGUCAAGCCGCCAGGUGACAUGGAAAACAUGACAUCUUACAAGCAGGAAUAUGUUGAAAAGCAUGCACCCCCAGCACAAGCCAUUAGGAAUGAAGGCCAGAGGCAAUUGCCAGCUAGAUUUGAGGGGGAACCAACAUACAAAUCGGACUACAAGAAGUGGGAUGGUACGCGAGUUCAGGCAUACGGCCAGCAAGCAGCCUGGGAACCACCAAAGUCAAAGUUUGAAGGUCAAACCACAUUCCAGACCGACUAUCGAAGCAAGGAGAUAGGCCCCCGUCACAGCUUCAAGCCAAAUGAGGGAGCUAAAAUGUCUGAUACUCCGUUUGAGGACAGGACAAGUCAUCGGGAUGCCUACAUCCAGCAUGCCAUGCCGGCCCGCUUCCAGAGAGAGAGAGAGCACUACAAGCCUCCACAGGUGGGCUUUGAAGGUCUCAGCACCCAGAAAAGGGACUACAAAGGAGCCGUAGGCCAACCCACACACAGCUUCAAACCUGAGGGACGGGCCUUUCAGUCUGAGGCACCUUUUGAUGAUGACACUACAAACAGAGUUGACUACAAACGCUGGCCCAUGGAAAGGCCAUUUGUCCACGCUCAUGACCAAUAUCAGAAACCUGCUGGUGAAAUGGACAUGAACACUACACACAACCAGACCUACAGAGAGAUGCCUAUUGAGAGAGUGGUAGCAAUGCGACCAAACUCCAUGAAACAGGCUAGUGCUCCAUUUGAUGGCACAACCAACUACAACUCAGAUUUCCGCAAGUGGAACGGAGAGAGAGCUCAGAUGACCAAGCAGCCUGCCUACAUGCCAAACAAUGCUCCAUUUGAAGGCAACUCCACAUACAAGGGUCACUAUGUUCCACAACCAAUGCAGGCAGUACACUCAUUCCGCCCGGACAACAACGCCUUCCGCAGUGAUGCCCAGUUUGAUGACCACACCAUGUACCGCCAGGACUACACACCCAAACCCAUCCAGCUGUGCGAAGCUGCAGUGAUUGACCAGCCCACUUCCCGGUUUAGGUUUUCUGAGCUGGACACGCGGGGCCACCGGAUGUACCAGAGCACCAUCACCCCUCUUCAAACUCAGCAGAGGUCACUGUCACAGCAAAGACUAGGCAUGAGUGUGGCAUAAGCUUAGUGUAAUCACUCAAGUUACAGGUAUUCCAAACUUUGCAAUCCCAUCAAAUGAACUUUUUCAAGGUUUUUUUCUUUGUAUGAAAUCAUUAACCUCCAACUUUAAUCACAUGCUUGUAGGUUUCAAAUUCAAAGUGUGAAAAUGUAAUACCAGUAGUGCCAAAGUGUGUCUUUGAUCAGAUUUUGAUUGUUUGGGCACUUUGGCUGUUUCAUUUGCUGUAGUGCACCCAUUCACCUGUUUGUAAAUGAUUAAAGGAUAAUGUAUAAAUUUAUAAAGUAAAUCAGUAUUUUACUUACUGCUGAUAAUUCAGUUAUGCAUGUAUAUAGUAUGCUUUAAAUUUAGCUGAUAAUAUUACUGCCUGACAUUCUUUGUAAAAUUGUGUAAACUGUUGUACACACUGGAGUUUCACAUUCUUUGCAAAUUGUUAUAAUGCAAACUUGGGAUAAGUGCUUGUUUAAGAGUUGUUAUGGUAACAACAACAGUGGCAUAGUUUUGUUCUACUGUUUUAACAAUUAUGUUAAAGAUGCAGAUGUUUAUAUAUUCUUUUACAUAUUUUUUUAAUUACAAAGGCUUUCAUUGAGUUAAUUAAAAACAAAUCUAGUUUAGGUGAGUUAUAAAACAACUAUUUUGAAAAAAUAACCUUUGGUCCAUUAUUUUAUAUCUGUAAUUAUUAAUGACAUUUUUAUUUUAAUCAGAACACAACUUCACUCUAUUUGAAAUAAGUUGUUGUAGCUUUAGUUAUUUUUCCUGAAACAUUUUAUUUUGUAGAUCAUUUACCAUUUAUAGCUUUCUAUAAUUUUAAUGUUAAUGUAUGUGUUUAUAUGUACAUGUACCUUGCUUAUAAGCUGAGUCUGUGAUAUGACUGUUAGCAGUAGCUAUUGUGUGGUUGUUUUAUGUUUGUAAGGCAUGAAUUUGUUAGUUGGUACCUCAUAUUUAUGUGCUGUAUUUUUAAACAGCAGUAUGGAUAUAAAAUUCCUUUAGGGGAACUUAGUUUAUGUUUAUUAUUUGGUUUUCUACUGGCUUAGGUUGGCUGAGUUGUGAUCUGCAUAAUGGAGUUUUUGGUUGUCAGAGCGCUUCUAAAUGUUUAAAUGUUAAUCUGUCCGGCCGUCCCAUUGGCAGGGGCAUGAGCCUGAACACUAUAUAUUUGACUUUUCCAGCCAGUGCUCAGUAUGAUGGCAUUAUUUGGAUUUCUUUCUUUUCAUGCUUAAAUAAUUUCUGCAGUUAUUGAGCCAUGUUAAAAAGACAUUUUAGGUUGUUGGAUUAUAACUAUGAUCAAUUGCAGUCAUUGAAAUUAGACUUUUGGAUAAAUUCUUAUACUAUUGCUUGGCAUCAAAUUUUUUAACAAGCUCUGCUAUAUAAAAUUCAGAAUUUGAGCAAACCCAAAAGAGCACGGCUUGCGGGCUUGUGUUAAUUUCGACCACUGCUAUUGUUCAACAUUAGGAUAAAGAUUGUCAACAUUGUUAUUAGCAAAGCUUAAAAAAUGUCAGAACCAAUAAACAGUACAUAUCCUUGCUUGAAAACUUUUUCAUUCAUUUAUUACUGCAUAAUGUUAGCUUUUUUGUAAAACAUGUGGAAAUAUGCUGUAUUUGUGCUUUUCAUUGUAAAUUACUGUAAUAAGUCAUGUGAUCAUUAUAUCUCUUAUUUAUACUUGGAUUUUUUAUAUUUCUCAUAUCAAGCUUUCGAGAUUUUUAUCAUAUGAUAGAUAUGAGAUUUAAAGUUCGAAAACAUUUACAUGCUCUGUUAUAAGAUUUUCAUUUAAAAACAAGCAAAUACAAAUUGUAGCUGCCUUGUUAUUUGAAAAGUGUAUUUUGAGUUUUUUAUGUUCAUCUUUUUUCACAAGUAUAGUGCCAUUGAGUUUAUAUUAUAAGCUUCUUCAGACAAAUGAAGUGCCUUGAAAAUAUUGAAUGAUUUAGAACACCUGAUGACAUUAUGUUUAGCUUGUUGGUAUUCUCAACUUUAACUGUGGUUAACACUUUCCUUUAAAAAAAAAUUAUUGAUAUUAAUGCUAUUGAAUAAAUGUGUAAAAAAUGUUCUAAAAACUGGAGUACCUAUGUUUGUACAUUGUAAAAGAAAUUACUAUUAUAUUCUGUGUCUAACUGUCAUUUUGUUUUCUUGCAAACUUCCUGUCUUUGUAGAUAUAAAUAAAGAGAGUAUUAAAACACUCA